AUGACGAUGGUUAUGGAAAACCAGAACCGCCCAUAUGGCGGCAUGAGCUUCGAUAAUGUCUAUCACCACACGCCACCACAAUUCACAGACCCUUGGGCCGCCGCGCACACUUCCUCGCACUCGACACCUCCAGUCUAUGCGACUUCCAUGGGAAACGGCGCCAGCAUGCCCAUUGGCGUGAAACAGGAGGAAGUGAACCGCUCCGGCAUGUCCAUGCCAUACCCCAACAUCCCAGUGUCAGCUCCUUCAAUGGUGCCUGGAAGCACCUACGCGACUGCUAGCUACGGCCCAGAGGUAAUGGCAAUGCAACACGAGGUGCCGCGCACCACCUACGACCAGGCCCCCUCCUACACUACAGCUCCUCCUAUGAGCAGCUUCGCGCCUGCCAGCUAUGCGCCCGUUAGCUACGCCCCCAUCCACCCUUCGCCCACGGACGGCCGUCGCAUUUCUCACUCAGAUGCCCGCGUUAAUUCUUCCGCUUCCGCACCCACCUUCGGCGAUGCCCUCGACGCAAGCCGUGGAAUGGUCGCCCUCAGCCAGGACAUGACCCCGCGCAACAUCUACGGCCCCGGCCCUCGCGGUGCGCGCGGCUCAGCAGACUCCUACGGCUUCCCCUCCACCCACUCAUCUACCUCCUCCAUCUCCUCCGGCGGAAACUACCCUUACUACAGCGCCUCCGUGGGCUCUGUCGACUCCUCCGUGACAGACUACAGCUCCACCACCUCCGAGUCAUACGAGUCGCGCACUCUUCCCCGGCCGACCAGCCUUCUGGCCGGCAGUGCUCCCCCAGGGCCCCAAUCCAUGAUGAGCCAAUUCAGCUCUAAGAUGCCCUCAAACACCCAGAAGAAGCACAAAUGCAAGGUCUGCGAUAAGCGCUUCACGCGCCCCUCUUCGUUGCAGACACAUAUGUACAGCCACACCGGAGAGAAGCCAUUUGCGUGUGAUGUUGAAGGCUGCGGGCGGCACUUCUCCGUUGUCUCGAACCUGCGCCGCCACAAGAAAGUCCACAAGGGCGAGAGGGAUGCCGGCGACGACGAAGACGACGAGUAA
Penicillium soppii is the source of this 1050-nucleotide messenger RNA. RefSeq names its product C2H2-type zinc finger protein. Gene Ontology annotation, molecular function: RNA polymerase II cis-regulatory region sequence-specific DNA binding; DNA-binding transcription factor activity, RNA polymerase II-specific. The record is from RefSeq and is a predicted model, not a curated record. Gene Ontology annotation, biological process: regulation of transcription by RNA polymerase II. Bases 1 to 1050 code for a protein of 349 amino acids. The transcript is spliced from 3 exons. NCBI's taxonomy places the organism in Eukaryota, Fungi, Ascomycota, Eurotiomycetes, Eurotiales, Aspergillaceae. Gene Ontology annotation, cellular component: nucleus.